AUGCCAUCUGAAUCAAAAGUUGAACGAGUUCUAACUGUUCAAGAGAUUGAGGAUCUGAAAGGAAAGACCAGAUGUCUCUACAAGCUAUUCAAGAAUCCGAGAAUGAUGCUUGCGGAACUGAAACCAACUCUUGUGCAACUUCUCGAAAGUAUGCACAUCCUCACUCUCUGUGCCGACGUUCCGCAUUCUGAUGCAUGCCGUAAAAUCGUGGAUUUGGGAAUGAAGCAGACAGCAAUUCUGGAAGAUAUCGUAAUUCGAGUGGUUUUAUGUGGAGAGACUGUCAAGGAAGUAGCUGAGAAGCACCUCCGUCGAGUUACCCAGAAUAAAAAAUCAAUUUCUACGUGA
Caenorhabditis remanei is the source of this 345-nucleotide messenger RNA. RefSeq lists its product as uncharacterized. The record is from RefSeq and is a predicted model, not a curated record. Lineage: Eukaryota; Metazoa; Nematoda; Chromadorea; Rhabditida; Rhabditidae. The transcript is spliced from 3 exons. The coding region runs from base 1 to 345 and encodes 114 amino acids.